This is a messenger RNA of Onychomys torridus (southern grasshopper mouse), 381 nucleotides long. RefSeq names its product leukocyte specific transcript 1 (gene Lst1). Gene Ontology annotation, cellular component: membrane. NCBI's taxonomy places the organism in Eukaryota, Metazoa, Chordata, Mammalia, Rodentia, Cricetidae. The transcript has 4 exons. Gene Ontology annotation, biological process: cell morphogenesis; dendrite development; immune response. The record is from RefSeq and is a predicted model, not a curated record. Bases 35 to 319 code for a protein of 94 amino acids.
UCUUGACCUUAGGGCCUGUUCUCAGGCCCUGGCUAUGACAGACUAUCCAGUGAAAGAACUCCUGCUGGGGAGCUUGGCCCUGGGAGGGCUCCUCCUCCUGCUGGUCCUCAUGCUGUUCACCUGCCUGUGCCGGAUCCAUCAGAGAGUGAAGAGACUGGAAAGGAACAGGGCCCCGACCCCAGAGCAGGAGCUCCAUUAUGCAUCUCUACAGAAGCUGCCAGUGUCCAGCAGUGAUAGCACAGACAGAGAGGAGGACGAGGGCAUGAAGGAGGACCCCAGCACUGACUAUGCCUGCAUCGCCAAGAACAAACCCACCUGAGCACCCCCAAAUGCCUCCCCCGACCUGGGCGGAGGGUCAAAGUGGCCCCGUGUUCACCUAGU